Messenger RNA from Sporisorium graminicola, 1782 nucleotides. RefSeq lists its product as uncharacterized. Gene Ontology annotation, biological process: proteolysis. The record is from RefSeq and is a predicted model, not a curated record. Bases 1 to 1782 code for a protein of 593 amino acids. Gene Ontology annotation, molecular function: serine-type carboxypeptidase activity. Lineage: Eukaryota; Fungi; Basidiomycota; Ustilaginomycetes; Ustilaginales; Ustilaginaceae. The transcript has a single exon. Gene Ontology annotation, cellular component: fungal-type vacuole.
AUGGCGGCGCGAUCUCUGCUAGCCACGCUGCUGGCCGCAUCUGUGCUCUUCAACAUCGUCUCUGCUCAAUUUGUAGCGCCCCCAACAGAUCUCAAGACAGCCACGGGAUACCUGGACAUUCCUGUGCGAUACAAGGAAGUUCCAACGGGCACCUGCGAAACGGACGCCAAUGUAAAGAGUUUCUCCGGAUAUGUGGAUGUGGAAGACGACGAGCACAUCUUCUUCUGGUUCUUCGAAACGCGCAACGGCAAGCCUCAAGAUGCGCCUCUUACCGUAUGGAUCAAUGGGGGACCGGGAUCUUCGUCGAUGAUCGGACUGUUCCAGGAGCUUGGACCCUGCUCGGUCGACUCGAACGGCACGGUGGUCAACAACCCGUAUGCCUGGAACAACGCUAGCAACAUGAUCUUCAUCGACCAGCCUGCGACGACAGGGUUCUCGUACACCAAGCUGGUGCCCGGCUACGUUGAUCCCAACUCCGGGUCGCUGGUGGUGCUUCCGGACGAAACGUGUCCCGAAUACGCCAAAGGUUACGGAACGUGCGGAACCUACUCGGCGCCCAACGUCACGCUAACAGCCAACUCGACCGAAUCGGCGGCCAAGAACUUCUACCGGACUCUGCAAGGCUUCAUGGGAGCGUUCCCGCAAUACGCGCGUGAGGACUUCCACUUUGCGACUGAGUCGUACGGCGGGCAUUACGGACCCGUGUUCAACAAGUAUAUCGAAGAGCAGAAUGCGCGCAGUGGCGAUUCCAGGGCGCACAAGAUCAAGCUUAAGUCGGUCAUGAUCGGCAACGGUUGGUACUCGCCCGAGGUGCAGUACGCCGCUUAUUACAACUACACGGUCUCACCCGGGAACACGUACGACUACCGACCGUUCAACACAUCGGUGGAAGAGAUGAUGUACAACAACAUGUUUGGACGCGGCAACUGCCUGGAUCAGAUUCGCGACUGCUAUGCUACGGGCACCAACCAGGUAUGCAGUACCGCCGACUCGUUUUGCGCCAACAACGUCGAGGCGAUCCUAGACAAUUACGCCAACCGCGACGAGUACGACAUUCGCGAGCUCUCACCAGACCCGUUCCCCUACAGCUUCUAUGUAGAUUACCUGAAUACGGCGGCGGUGCAAACGGCGAUCGGAGCGUACCAAAACUUCAGCGAAAGCUCCUCGACGGUUUCGGAUGCCUUUGGUAAUACGGGCGAUGAUGGUCGCGAGGAAGGAACGAUCGAGGACGUGCGUGCGCUGCUGGAUCAAGGAGUGCAGGUGGUCAUGUAUGCUGGUGACGCCGACUACAAUUGCAACUGGCUGGGAGGCGAGGUGGUGGCUGAGCAGGUGCAGCAUAAGGGCUUCGAUCAGGCCGGCUACGAAGAUCUCAAAACGUCGGAUGGCAUCGCGCAUGGCCAGGUAAAGCAAAGUGGACAGUUCUCGUUCGUUCGAAUCUACGAGAGCGGUCACGAGGUGCCCUUCUAUCAGCCUCUCGCAGCGCUGGAGAUGUUUGAGAGGGUGUUGAACGCCACCGAUCUAGCCACGGGCAGGGAAAAGAUCGCUCCAGGGAGCAGCUACAAGACUUCAGGACCUGCCAAGAGUACGUACCGUGAGGGCAACGCUACGGUGCAGUUCGAGGUUCUUCCUCCGGAUGCGACGUACAACACCACCACAAAUGCGCCCAACAAGAGCGCGAAUUCAUCGCUCGUCGCUGCGUUCGUCGAGGAAUCGAGCAGAGCUGCACGUGUGGGUGAUAUGCUGCGCUCUCGAUACAGGUUUCAGCGCCCUUUGACGAUUUAA